AUGUCAGGGACCACAGCCAGCACAGCAAACUACCUGUGGUCCACACAUGAUCUCCUUGGUCAAGGGGCUACUGCCAGUGUCUACAAGGCCCGCAACAAGGUAGUAAGCCCCACUGGGGAGGAUUUUGCUUAUAACUUGAACUGUGAGUUUGUUGUUUUGACUGACUGGCUGAUUACACCACUGCCUUCGUCAUCUUAAAGUUCGUCAGCCCACACUUUGACUCAAAGUGAGGCCAGGAUGUGUGAUAAGAAAAGGUUGUGGUUGUAGCGCUGACAGAGUUGAUAACAUAAAAUGAUGCUUUGAUGUGUUAUGCGUAUGUUUAUGUGUGUAUGUGCGUGCACAGAGGUUGGGUGAGCUGGUUGCCGUCAAGGUGUUUAACGCAAUGAGCUACAACCGCCCACAUGAGGUCCAGAUCAGAGAGUUUGAGAUGCUGAGGAAGCUGAACCACAGCAACAUCGUCAGGCUGUUCACUGUGGAAGAGGUAAAGCUAGCGUGAGAGUGUGAACUCAUGAUCUGCAAAAAGAAACCUCAGGUAGAGUUUAUUUCCUUUACUGUGGCUGAAGUGAUUUAUGGCGUGGUAGGCAUGGAAAUUUAUCCCACAGAACCAGUUCACUCCAUGUCUAUGUAACAGCAACACUUAAUGUAGCUGUAGCGGAGUCCAAAAGGACAGCUCAGGUGCAGUUUUUGUAGCCUUGUUUCUUGGCUUUUUGGUGUAAAAAGGUUUAAACAUUUACAUUUUACAGUGUUACUAAGCAAGGAUAUUUCAUCAAUCAUUAAGGAAAUACCAAGAAUUAUUUCAUCAAUAUUUUAGAAAUGGUACUAGGUUGAUAAUUUUCUCCUCCAUAAUUAAUAAAUCAGUCUAUCUUUGCUCUAAAGAGUUAAUUUUACUGCUGACAGCAGAUUUUCCUCCUGUACUUUCCUCUUUGACAUGGUGUUUUCUUCAUCACAGCACUCUCUUCUGAGCUUUCAGCCCAACAACUCCUUGCCUCCGCACAAGCGCAGGCAUCAUCAAGCCCUAUUAGGGUUGGAGUUGAUUAGACAAAGCUUAGUGUAUUAGUGGAACGGCUUGAGCUUUAAGUGAAAGUCUGCAUUAAUUCAAUCAAAGCUUACGCUUGAGCUGCCAUGAUGGAAUAAAUCCCUGUUCCCACACUGUUAAGAUUGGGAUUAAAUAACUUUUUAAACUGCGAUAUGAUCUCUUUUUUGAUCAAAUCUGUUUCAUUAAGUUUUAUCAGAGAUUUUUUGUGUUUUCUUCUCUUAUAGUUUAACAAUAUUUCUAGAGUUGGUUAAACUACAGCUCACCUGCUGCCUCUGUCCUUUUAGCUGCCCACUAGACAGAAGGUGCUGGUGAUGGAAUACUGUUCAGGAGGGAGUCUGCUCAGUCUGCUCGAGGAGCCAGAAAACGCCUUCGGCCUGCCCGAAACAGAGUUCCUCAUAGUUUUGCAGUGUGUCGGUGGGUGUUCCUCCUUGUAUUUCUGCUAUAUACUUUUAUACAUCCGCAAUAAAGUGCGCCUGUUGUUGUUUUGUUGUUCUCAGUGCAGGGGAUGAACCACCUGCGAGAAAAUGGAGUGGUGCACCGGGACAUCAAGCCGGGGAACAUCAUGCGGCAAGUUGGGGAGGAUGGAAAGUCUGUUUAUAAGCUGACUGACUUUGGCGCAGCAAGAGAGCUGGAGGAUGAUGAGAAGUUUGUCUCUAUUUAUGGAACAGAAGAGUAUCUUGUAAGUGAACAGCCCUCUCUGCUUGUAGGGAUAUGCCAUCUGGAAUUACAGCUUUUUUUUUCUAAAUAAUGUGACUCAGAAAAGGUUCAACUCAUGUCUCUACAAAGCUAUCAGUAUUCCAAAACCAAUUUUUUUAUGGGUCAAUUUUAAAAUAUACUUAAAUCCCAAUGUACGAUUAUAUGUAUUUUGCAGACAUACAGUGCUCAGCAUGAAUGCGUACACCCCAUCAUAGUUUUCAGAAAACCUUUGAUUUCCUUUCAAAAUCAACAUUUUCUAUGUCAGACUAUACAACAAAAUACCCCCCAAAUGUAGGCCACUGAUUGUAAACAAGAUUUUUUAAGUUGCAUACAAAAAAGUAAAAAACAAACAUGAGUAUACCCCUAUCAAAGUUCUGGGAGCAAAGCUAUAUUUUAGUGACCAUAUCGCCUUUUUUUAAUCUUAUGGUAAAUAAAAUGUUAUAUUAAACUCAGCUUUGUCAAAACUUUAGAAGUUGUACUUUUGCUCAUCUAGAAAUAGAGUAAUACAUUACUUUUAAUAGGGGGUGUACUGACUUAUGCUGGGCACUGUAUAAUUUACUGCAACUUAACUGAUAAAUUAGUAAGAAGGAUUUAAAAUAUGCCAAUAUGUCAGAUCUAAAUUUGAUAUGAUUGAUAGAGAAUUUAACUUUUCAUUUUACUUUGUCAUGAAGAACAUGACUUUAUGAACAUGAAAUAUUUGAGGGCCUCUUCAGGGAAGAAUCCGGGUGAAAACAAUCAGGACAAGUACAAUGUGAUAGAAUAAUACUGCAUCAAUAAAAGGUCUAAAGAGCCCAUUUGAUUGGCAGUUAUAUGACUAUUGAUCCUUUCAUAACCUUCUUUAUUGGUUUUUCUCCUGGGAAGAUCUUAAGGCUUGGCAGCACAAACAGCAUUUUACUGUCAUAACGAUAACUUUUGUGACACACAAAUGUUAAUGCAUUCAUGGAGGUUUAUUUAGAGCAAAAAUGUUUGUUUCAAGUACAUUCAAAGGUAUAAUUAUUUAGCUUAACUUUCCCCACUCAGUUAUGUCCCUUUAAUUGCCAUAAAAACAUGUUUUUUUUUUUUCCUUAAAAAUGUAAUGUAAACCUUGAUCUUACAUGAGAAUGUCAUAUUUUUAUGAGCUCAAAUUUAUGUUGAUCUGAUCCAUGUGAGAGUGGAAAUCAUGAGUUGCCAGUGUUAUGUUGUUCCCACUCAAGGAUGUGUCUUGGCAGACAGGCACUGCAGAGGCCUGAUUUUAUUACCCCAAAGCAACUCUUGUUGUCAUGACUAUGUUGCCCUCUAGUGGACAAACUUAAAAAGCAAAAUACAUGAUAAAAGGUUAUUGACAUUAUAGCAGAUGUUUUUAAAGUCACUCUAAACCACCUUCUAAAUUUAAUGCAACUUCUCCCGGAUAGGUUGGAGAAUCGUUCUUUCGCUUGACAAGAUUUUAAGACAAAUUUGACCAUUAGGAACACACACUGAUACAAUAUCUGUGAUGACUUCAUUGUUUUUCUCUCUUUAACUUUGUGUAGCACCCAGACAUGUAUGAACGUGCUGUACUGCGCAAGCCACACCUGAAGUCCUAUGGAGUGAGCGUAGACCUGUGGAGUAUUGGUGUGACAUUUUACCACGCUGCCACUGGGAGUCUUCCCUUUGUACCACAUGGAGGACCACGAAGGAACAAACCCACUAUGUAAUAAGUUAAAACUCAGACGCUUUACUGAAUACUUAAGAUAUAAACACUUUUUGAAAUCUGAAACUCUUCCACCGAAGCUAGGGAAGUCUACUUUUCCAUUUGCAUUUGAAAGAAACCCUCUAAAGACAUCUCAGAGACAGAUGUUGUGAUGAAUAUUGCUUUAUCAGGAACCCUGGGGUUUUGUUAGAACUUGGGUAUUUUAUCAAUCCGCUUGUCUUUGGAUGUGCAGGUUCAAAAUAACUACAGAGAAGCCAACAGGGGCAAUAGCUGGAGUACAGCGCGUAGCAGACGGACCUAUAGAAUGGAGCUACAACCUACCUCACAGCUGUCAACUUUCACAGUAAAUCAAGCUAAAAAGAUCAAUCUUGACUCCUCAAAGCAAAUAUCUGGCACAUUUCUUUUUUUUUAAUUUUCUGCUUUCACGACCACUCUAUCUUUUUCUCUUUUUGCAGGGGUCUGACAGUGCAGUUGGUUCCAGUACUUGCAGGUAUACUGGAGGCUGACCAAGACAGGUGUUGGGGUUUUGAUCAGUUCUUCACCGCCACAACAGACAUCCUACAACGGCAGCCGGUUCACCUCUUCUCUCUGCAACAGGCCCAGGCACACUGCAUCUACAUACACCACCACAACACGUAGGUCUUCAUGAACACAUCGCCCUGUGCAAUAUCAUGAUCAAAUAGAAAUGAAGCAGUUAACAGCUGAUUUGUUGAGGAUUAGGGAGAAACUUGAAAUGUAGCAGUAGCAUGGUCUUCCAGUGUUAAUUUGACAAAAAAAAAGAGUUUUCACUGACACUCUUUGGUGAAAAGUUUUUCUGAUGUUUGUUAGAGUCAAAGCCACAACCAGAGACAGAGGGUUUGUGAGUUUGUCAUUUGGCAGACGGCACUUCAUGUCGCAUUUCUUGACUUAUCAAGACAAAAAUCUAAGCAUAUCAGACUCAAAAUUAGAAGUCUUGAAAAUUGUUCAUUUUCACUUUUGUGAUCUAAUUCAAAACGAUGCAUUUUUAUAUCUGUGACACAUAAAACUAAAUAGUCUAAAUCUCUACUGGUUCAUUUUUGAUGAGUUUCCACUUAUGGCACAUGAAAAUCAGGAAUCCAGUUUCUCAAGUUAUGUUUGGAACCGUUACAUACACUGAAAGUUCGGAAAAAAGGUAACACUAUAUUUUGUAAAUGAACAGUACAUUAGUAUAAACUUAAUCCAAUUUAUGUUGUCUUUAGUUUUGUGUGUUCUUGAAAUAAGACUGAACAUCUGUUGCGUUUAAUAUGUUUCAAAGGAGAUUUUAUGUUAAUUGUGCCUCAUGUCGACUGGAACAGGCUGUACUUCACUAAAACAACAAUAGAGCGUGACAGGAGAGAUCCAGAAAAAAAACAAAAACAGUUAAUUAACAAAGAGGGUGAAACAAAUGUGUUCACAGCACAAUGGGAGCAUCAAUCACAAUGCGAAGCAGAGUGAGUCACUGGCUGUGUCAUUUCUCCAAAAAUAGAUGAAUAAAUUGACAGUUGUUAUAUCUGGGAUUGAUGUUUCUGUAAUAUUUCUUCUCUCAUUUAUUGCUAAAUGUGGCUCAAUCGAAUAUAACAAGCUGUAAAAUCUCUUGGAAAGGUGUGAAGUAUUGUGAGUGUUUUUUCAGAGGUAACAUCCCAUGAAAUCAAGCCUUGGUAGGUCUGCAAAAUUGCUCAAUGGUCACCAGGAAGAGUGGCCACUUCUACUAUCUGCAGACAUUAUUUGACAUUUUUUUUCAGUGUGUGUUUUCUGAAAUAACCGACCUUGUGAGUGCAGGCGUUGGCAUAUGCAGAUCUUUUCAAGAUGCCACUACUGACCAAACUGAUUGAUCAGUCUACUUCUUACCAAUAUAUCCAAAAUAACAAAAGAUUUGAUGGUAAACUUGUUAGGUUGCUUCUUUACACACAGCAAAAAAGCAUUAUUAAUCAUCGGACUGUUUGUUACGGUUACGUUGUAAGACACUUGUAAAAAUGGAAUGGAUUACUUUGUUUAUCCUGGAUUCUGUCUGCUAUCUUGAUUUUGUUAUUUUGACACCAUGGAUUUCUCUCUGGUUAAAACAUCAGCAGAAAACUCCGAAAAUUCUUUCUGUGGGAAAACCACUGUCAAGGGACCAACAGAGGUCGGUCAGACUAAAAUGAGAGGGAUUUUUUACCUGCUAGUUUGCAGAAAAGAUCCCUUUUUUCCCCUUCCUAAUUUCCAUUUUGAAAUGAGCUUUGUUUUCAUGGACAUGCACAAAGACUGUUACAUAUUUUGCUUUAGAGAUCAUAUUUCCCUGACCCGACCCCUCAACGUGUUUUGCCCGCUCUUUCUGUUUUGGUUUACUUCACAGCUUGACACGAGAAUAAGUAGGAUGUAGAACUAAGUGAGUAGAUGCAAACAAGGUGCUACAAAGUGGGAUGUUUGUAUUUUUGUCAGAAGUUGAGGUGGUGGGACAGCAUGACUAAUUUGGUUGAUGAAUUCCCAGUAAUCUAAAAUAUGACGCAGUCUGAGAAUUAUGCCGGAAAAGGGGCUUUUCUAGUUUGUCAGUGUGGUCAAACUAAUAAAGGUGAGAUGCUGUUUAGAUGCUUAAAAUGGUCUUUCUCUCUCAAUCCUCUCAGGGUGUCGGUGUUCUUUGAGGAGGUGGCAUCUCAGACCGGUAUUGGGGUUCAGCUGCAACAUCUGAUAUACCUGGGUCAUGACCUCCCUCUAGAAGGCAACAUGAAGGUGGUCAACCUCCCGAGUACUUCAAGAGCCCAGCCUCUGAUUCUGCUCAGCUACGGGCCUGAAGCAAACAGCAGCCUGCCCUUCAGAGAGCGUAAGACGAUCAAAGUCGUGAAAACGUUUGAUAGGUUUCUGUGAAGUCCCCAGGAUUCCUUGUCUUUAUUCUUUUCUGUUUCCCUGAGGGAGCUUUGGAAGAGUUUUCAUCUGAGGUGUAUCCCAGCAUCACACAUACCCUCACAAAUAUCGUUAUACAUCCAAUGUUAAAUGCACGUUAUAUUGUAGAGUUGGACAUAAACAGUGUACUUUUGUUGUAAAGUAGAUUUUUUAAUCCCUUGUAGCAGAGACGCCUUCCAUCCCAUCCAAGUUUGACGCUGUGGCAGACUACAAUUUCUCCAAGGUGCUUCACUGAUGCAGAUUUUUGCUCAUUUUUUUACUUGCAUUUUAUGCCUCCAAGUUCUAAUGCAUUAUUUAUAAUUCUUUUAACAUCCUCCUUCCCUGUAGAUAAUUAUGGGAGUGGUCCAUCAGUAUCUCAGGAUAGUAGAGCUGCUGCAUUUCCACAGACAGCUGCUUCUACAAGGAUACUACAGCUACAUGUGAGACACACAUGCUUCACUAAGGAUCGUUUGCUUUACUGCACUGAGUAAUGUACAUCCAGGUAAUGAGCCCUGUCAGAUGUUUGCUCCUCCAUGUCCUCCUCUAACACGCUCCUCUUGUUCUGCAGGAUGAGGUUGCGCAAGGAGUGUGUCGAGGCAAUGCACAGUAUUGCGAUGAUCACCUUGAGACUGCAGUCUUGCCUCAGUGUAGAACACAGGCUUCAAACGCUGUGAGCUCAUUGACUUUGGUUUAUUAACCUGAUGUGAUUGUUUGACAUUGUAUGAAAGAAGAUUCAGGGAAAUGGAGCUAAACACAUGACUUUAUCCAGGUUUCAUUUUGGAAUUGCUUUCAUAAUAAAUGCCUUAGAAUGUAAAAAAAUAUAUAAUUUUGUGUUACCUUUCUUUUCUCAGAGGCCACCAGACUUCAGAAAAUCAAGGUUCAGGAAACGGCAAUCAAAAACUGCAGCUGGUGAGUGACAUUAGGAAAGAGCUUCACAGGAAGUCUAGCCCAUGUUGACGAAGGAAAAUGUGUGUGACCUUUUCAUAUUUUUAUCCCAUAACUCUUAAGCUUAGUUCCAAGUCAAUAUAAUAUACACUAUGCUGUAGUUAAUAAGUAUAUAGAUGAGAAUGACUGAUGACAAGGAAACAUGUGAUGAGAGAAAAAACUGUAUGCAGCGUUUGUAUAAUUAUGAUUAGUAAAUAGAUACUGAGUAUUGUAUCAAUUUAAAAUUAUUGCUACGUUAGAGCAAGUGUGCUGAAUCCAAGCUGUUGAUACAUGUGAAUUAUAACACUUGAGGUUAACUCUUUAAGUCCUCCAGUAUACAGUGCUCUGCGUAAGAACGGCAGCUGAACUGCAUCAUAGUUAUCAGAAAACCUUUAGUUUCUUUUCAAAAUCAACAUUUUCUAUGUCAGACUGUACAACAAAAUACUCCCCCAAAUGUAGGCCAUUGAUUGCAAACAAGAUUUUUUGAAGUUGCAUACAAAAAAAGUACUUCAAAAAAGUAUUACUCCAGGGCUAAAAUAGCGUAAAAUCACAAAAUGCAGAUUAAAAGAUUAAAACAAAAUUCAGCUAAAAGCCAGACUAAAAAGGUCGGUCUUUAGUUUACUUUUUAAAAUAUGAACAGUAGGUGUCGCUCUCAGGUCUGCUGGUAGGCUGUUCCACAGAUUGGGACCGUAAUAUUGGAACAAUGAUUCACCAUAUGUUUAUGCGACUCACAAUUGCUUUUUAAAAUAAAUAGUUUUUAAAAAAUGUGUUAAAGUGCAACAUCUAAAUUCCGUCUAAAAAUAUACAGAAUCUUGAUGGUUGAAAUUAGGUCUAAAAAAAAAAACUAGACGUCUAAUAGCGUCUAUUGCUCAGUGGGCUGUUCUUCAGUAUUUGACUGUACCAACUAUAAACACUGGGGAACUAAAGAGUAACAUUGCUAAAUCCCAACUAAUUUCAUUUGAAUGCUUAGAUUUUUCAGAGGUUUUAAGAUAAUGAACUUUGAACCACUCAUUAUUGCCUGAGAUUUUCAAAGUAAAGGUAUCAGAAUCUGUGUCUGCUCUCUCUGCAGGUCCACCAGCACCUGCCGAUUUAUGCCACUGGUAUCCAAGAGUUUCAGAAUCGACUGGACCAUCUUCAGAUAGAACAGGCCAAGCUGGCAGAGACACUCGCCAGUGACAAAAGGUAACAUGGGACUCAAAGCCUCAGGGCAGCCUGAUAGCUCUGUGGUGUCUGACCUCUGACCUCUUAUCUCCUGCAGCUGCCAGAAAAUGGGGAUGCUGCUGCAGAAGAUAACGGCAAUUCAUCAGCAUUACCGCAAAGAUCGACUAAGUGGCAGUACGUAUUGUAUGUUUAUUUGUUGAAGUAAACUGUGAUCUCUUCAGGUUCAUGUAUAAGUUGUUAAUGCUUCAACAUUGUUUAAUUUUCACCAGAGUUGGCCUAUAAUGACGAGCAAAUCCACAAGUUUGAGAAGUGAGUAUCAGCUGCCGUACUGCUCACCCCACCUGUGAAGUUAUUUUGAGCUCUCCUCUAAUCUGACUCUCCCAACCUCCUUGCCAGGAUUCACCUGUCGUCCUACAUUAAGAGAGUGAAAUCUCUCUUUAGAGAAGACUGUGUUCACAGAUACAAAGAGCUGCUGACCUCAACCAGGACUUGGAGCAGGUCAGAGCAGACCCCUGAGUUGCAUUUUAACAAAACCAAGUUAGACUUCAGAGCACAUUCACCAUAGCUGCUGCAACCUAAGCACUCUUGAUUAUCUACAGAGAGAUAAGCGUUUGUUUUUUUAGUGAGCCAUUGGUAUAGAUCAUGAAAGCUCACUCGAAGGAAAUAAGUCCAAACCAAUAGAAGAAGAAUAAGUUUGGAGGUAGCUCUGUUAACACUCAAGAAGGUUUGUAAAACAGGCGGUAUAAGGUUUUAAGUUGUACACCAUCAACUCUGUAUGUGUAAUCUCUUUUCUAUAUUGUCUGAAUUAAUGUUUCACAUUUCAAAUUUUAUGUAGAGUAUUCAUUUUACAUUUUAUAAUCAUUAUAUGACCUGAAAAUCUUAGACUGAAGGAGAAUAUCUGGUUUUGAUUUUAUAAACGGAAAGACAUAGAUGGAUAUCCGUGAUUUAAGUUGAACCUUUGUGCAGUUGUUUAAUUCAUAUACUGUUUGAAUUUUUUAAUAACCUUUAUCUCUCCUUGUUCUUCCACGCAGCAAGAAUUAGCAUGAUGUACCGACAGUAACUGAGCUCUACUUUUCAGUGUUUUGUUGGAGAUGCAGACCCGCCUGCAGGACUUUGGCUCUUUCUCUACAGGCUUGUUGGCAGACCUGGAGCUGAGUAAUCAGUGCCAAAAUAAGGUCAUCAUUUCACUUUCUCUGAUUACUAUUGUUAGGUAACCGCUUGCACAUGUAUGGCUGAACUAAUAGGGAACUGUUUUAGAUUUGUGAGCAGUAUUUGGAGGUUGUGUCGGUGAUGUAACUGGUGUAGCAUCCCAGUGAUGUGAUGAUGUAACGUCUUGUCUGUCCUCUUCAGGCUCUGGACAGAACUUUAUCCGCUCUGCAGUCCAGCAAAGCAGCACAACAGUCUGAAGUCACACCCAGAAACAAAGACCAGAUGGUCUCCAGGUGUGUGCCUCUGUGGUUGUAUGCAUAGAAGGUUCUGGGUUUCCUUUUACCAUGUUAACAUGUAUUCCUUUGUUCUAGGAUGCACCAUCUGAAGGAGGAAAUGGAGAUUUUGGUACAGGAAUUACAGUUUAAUAACAGCGUUAUCGAGAGGUUAGUUACUUUCUGUCCACUCUCCUCUGUGGAAACCUACACCACCAUAUAAAACUGUUGGCCUUAUUUUUUUCUUAAUUAUGUUUUGUCCUUUAGUUUAGGAGCAGUGAACUCCACAGCAGCUCUGGAGCCAAGCUAG
Molecule: messenger RNA, 10070 nt
Organism: Xyrichtys novacula (pearly razorfish)
Lineage: Eukaryota; Metazoa; Chordata; Actinopteri; Labriformes; Labridae
Source: the annotation of a GenBank genome assembly